AUGGUGCUGCUAAUGCGAGACACCGAAUCGUGCCAUCUCUGCGAUCACUGCUGGCAGCUGACGAACGCGCUUUUCCGAAAUCUUGUCCUGCCGAAACUCUCCACUCUUACUCUGCUAGCCGACUAUGACCAUGCCUUGGAGCAGUACUUCACGCUGCCGUUGGCGUCACUGCCUCGUCCUGCCAAACCGUUGUUCAUCCUCAUCGACAACAUACUGCCACAUAUCUACGAUCUAGUGUUAGCGAUCAAUCGCUCCCUUCCAUCAUGGAUGCGACUCGCCGUUACAUCAAGACCCCUUGCUCCGUCUGAUCAGUACAAAUUCGAGAGAUUUCAUGACCUUGUACUGAGCGAAUGUAUUGACGAGCUGGAUCGUUUCAUAGAAGUUCGCCUACCUCAGUGUCUUCACUGCGAAGUACUGGAUGCCUGUGAUAGUUCCUGGUUCUUCGUUGACCAAUUGGCACGUGCCAUCGAUGCCGGCAUAAUUCCACCGGAUCGUGUACCGUGUAGUGUGAAGGAUUUGAUGGACGACGUUUGCCUUGCUCUACCUCAACGACUGCCCAUUUACCUUCUACUGAUUAAAGCCUCACGGCAGCCGCCGCCGUUGAGUUUUUUCUACGCCGUCUCGCAGCUGAUCAUACGAGAGAAUGUGCAGAUGAUCGAGCGCGAAAUCAGUGCAAUCAGCAUCGUUUUGCAAAGUACAGAUCCUUUGGUUGUAUGUGGUUCGUGGGCAGAAGUCGAUGGCGAUCUCGCACCGUAUCAUACGGCUUGGGCGGAGUUCUACAAGACGAAACGACGUAAAACACCACAAGAUGUCGUCGAGCUGGCUUAUCACCUUGCCCAUUCAACAGUUCCUCCGAUGGACUCGAUACGAACGCUGUCGUCUGUCGGUGCUGGUGAUCUUAUUCUGAAGUGUUCGGUGAUCGACAUUCCAACUUCUGUACUGCUGUCGAAAGCCGGUGCUUUGCUACAGGACUUGUCUUUGAAU
This is a messenger RNA of Ostertagia ostertagi, 984 nucleotides long. Lineage: Eukaryota; Metazoa; Nematoda; Chromadorea; Rhabditida; Trichostrongylidae. The record is from the annotation of a GenBank genome assembly.